CUGAGGGAGUGGAGGUGGAGGAUCCUGCUCGGCUCCGGACAGAAAACAACAUUCAGAUAAAUGGCUCUUUUAAGCUGGGAGCUGCUCGUGUUCUGUCUGGCUGGCAGAUGCAGUGCCUAGUCCCCGGCCUCCAGGACAACGCCAACAUGAACGGGACGUCCGAGCAGGCUGACAUCCUGCCGCCGAACUGCAUGGUCAAAGACCGAUGGAAAGUGCUGAAGAAGAUCGGUGGAGGCGGGUUCGGGGAGAUCUACGAGGCCUUGGACCUGCUGACGCGGGAGAACGUGGCGCUGAAGGUGGAGUCGGCCCAGCAGCCUAAACAGGUGCUAAAGAUGGAGGUGGCGGUGCUGAAGAAGCUGCAGGGUAAAAACCACGUCUGUAAGUUUAUUGGCUGCGGGAGAAACGACAAGUUCAACUACGUGGUGAUGCAGCUUCAGGGGCGUAACCUGGCCGACCUGCGGAGGAGUCAGCCCAGAGGGACCUUCACCAUGAGCACCACCCUGCGGCUCGGGAAGCAGAUCCUGGAGUCCAUCGAAGCCAUCCACUCAGUGGGCUUCCUGCACCGAGACAUCAAACCGUCAAACUUUGCGAUGGGCCGGCUUCCCUCCACCUACAGGAAGUGCUACAUGCUAGACUUCGGUCUGGCGCGGCAGUACACCAACACCACCGGAGAGGUCCGACCGCCGAGGACUGUGGCAGGCUUCAGAGGGACGGUCCGCUACGCUUCAGUCAACGCUCAUAAAAACAAAGAAAUGGGUCGCCAUGACGACUUGUGGUCAUUGUUUUACAUGUUGGUGGAGUUCGCCGUUGGACAGUUGCCAUGGCGAAAGAUUAAAGAUAAGGAACAAGUUGGUCAGAUUAAAGAGCGUUAUGACCAUCGGAUGCUGCUCAAACACAUGCCUUCAGAGUUUAAUAUCUUCCUGGACCACGUCCUGGCCCUGGACUACUACACCAAACCAGACUACCAGCUGCUGAUGUCGGUGUUUGAGAACAGCAUGAAGGAACGAAUUAUCACCGAGAACGAGCCUUUCGAUUGGGAGAAGGCAGGAACUGAUGUCACGCUGUCGACCAGUGCCUCCAGUCAACCACAGCAGAACACCCGACCCACCGCCGCCAUGGUGGGAGCCAUCGUCACGUCGGUUCCUGGAGAUCUCCAGCGGGAGAACACCGACGACGUUCUGCAGGAUGAACAUCUCAGUGAUCAGGAGAACGCUCCUCCGGUACCGCCCAGCCGGCCCCCCGGGGAGAUGGGCGUCCCCAACUCCGGGGAGCCCGGAGAGGCCUGGGAAGACACGGACUUCAACCGCAACAGACUCAGGAUCAGUCUGAACAAGGGGGCUCAGGAGGAGGAGUCAGGUCGAGGGGCAUGUCCAGUGUCGCCCAAUCGAGGUGGAAUCCCAGAGUCACCGACAGGUCAGGGUCGGUCUCUACGGUACCGCCGGGUCAACAGCCCCGAAUCUGACCGUCUGUCUGCUGCUGAAGGCCGGGCCGACGCCUACGGACAGAGGUCCAGGAUGGACAUCCUCGGCUCUCCGUCUCGUCACGUCUACUCCUCCCAGCCGGCUCAGAUGCUGUCCGUUGAUCCUUGUUGCCGCGGCGACCGCCUGGCCAGCGGCCGUCAGGAGGUGUCGGUGGCGUCCGUCGACCAGGAGGCGCACAGCAACGCCUUCAUCCGCUCCGUCCCGCUGGCCGAGGAGGAGGACUUUGACAGCAAAGAGUGGGUGAUCAUCGACAAAGAGGCAGAGCUACGAGACUUCCAACCAACCACGUCAGGAACCACUGACGAGGAGCCCGAGGAGCUACGACCCCUGGAGGAGCAGGAGGAGAGGAGGAGGCUCAGGGCCGCAGGAGGGGAGCUGGUGGUUCGUCCAAAGACCCACACCAGAGAGAGCAGCCGGGGGAUGCUAACGCUAACGGAGGAGGAGGCGUCUAGGAGGAGCGGCGGUAGCCCCGCCCAGUCGCCCUGUCACUCGCUGCCGUCAGGACGCCCCCGCCGGAGAGAGUCAGAGCCCAUUGGACCUCAAAGACCGGUGUUAUCGCCCACGGAGCAGAGCAUCCCGUCGCCAACCUCUCCGGACUAUCGGACAAAGGGCCAGAGCGACGAGAAGGAGCAUUUCCACAUCCUUCCUCAGCUCCAGGUCAAAAGGGCCGACUUUCUCACCGUUAUGCUCACCGGUACCUUGCCUCAGCGCCGGAGCUUUGCCACGCCAGACGAAGAAAUCCAAGAACCUCCAGGGCCAAGGGAUGACGACGUCACGAAGAGUGAGUCCAACAGUGAGGCCAGUCAGAAGAGCACUGAACGUAGCCAGGACGCUGCGCCUUCAACACUCAUGGCCGAGGACCAGAGGGGCCAAAGGGAGCACGCCUCAGCUGCUGAUGCAGACCCUGACCUGGAGGACGCUUCCAAAACCCUCGUCCUUUUCUCACCUGGAGACACUCGUAAGUCUCCCUCUGGUUGUGAUCAUGUUCUAGAGGGAGAGCUGGCCACACCGUCUGCUCUCAGUACCGACCGCCUCAUUGUCGGGGAGGUGAUUCAGCCUGAACCCUCUGAGACUGGCCGUUUGUCCCCUGCUCUCAGGUCAGACCUGAGGCCUUCCACUCCCAUCGCUCCUGCAUCUCCGCCCUUCACCAAAGUUGAGCGCACUUUCAUCCAUAUCGCAGAGACAUCACACCUCAAUGUCAUGUCUUCCAAUGGUCACUCAGCCAAGGAGAGUGACCGGGAAGUCUUGGCCAUCAUGAAGGCAUCAGCGGUAGAGGGUGACACCCAUGAGCAGGAGGGAACACCAGUGACAGAAGAGCUUCUAGAGGAGUCUGUACCAGACACAACUACACCAGUUGACAAAUACCCCAAAACUGAGAAUGGUCCGUCAACUGUCUUGGCCCAGUCUUUGGAGCCUGUCCCAGAAUCCAUGUCACCAGUUCAUACAGAUCUGUCACAAGAGCCUAAGAAACAGCCAUUAUCCAGUGAAGAAGCUGCCAAGCUUCAGACAACCGGAUCAGAACUACCACCUGUCACAAAACCCAGAAUCCGAAGCCGUAUCCCAGUACUCAUCUCUGAAGAGGAUUCAGGCUCAGAGCAGUCCUCCUCCCUCUCAGCUCGGGCUCGUCUUCAGCAGCGGGCCAGGCAGCUGGACUUGGCCCGCAUGCUGGUCCAGAAGCAACAGGGUCGCUGGAUGAGGAGGAGGAUGCUGUCUGGGACGUCAUCAUCCCUGUCCUCUGGGGACGAUGAGCGCCGGAGGGCUUCUGAAACUCUGUCCACCACCGGCUCAGAGGAGGACACGCAUACCUCGGAUGAGUCCAGGAGGAGCUCCCGUCUCAAAACGACUGAAGAGCAAGGCUCCAAGGAGUGCAGGAGCAGGAUCCCCAGGCCUGUCACCCCCAUAAAGAGGCCAUCAGGGGGGCUCGCUGCUGCUGCUCCUUCUCCGCUCUCCUUGCCAGACUCCGGUUCUACCAAAGGAGCAUCAUCCUUCACUAACGGGAAUCAGAAAAUUGGACUAAGCACUCUCAGCUCUCAACUGAAAACCAAACCUGUCUCGCCCAGGUCCUCCUCCUCAUGUCCCCGUCCAUCUGCUGGCCCGUCCGGCAGCCCUCGAAUGCCCCUGCGAGUCCUGUUUGGAACCCGACGCAGCCUUAGCUCCAACCACUGCAGGACUGACAGCCCCUCCCCUCAGAGAGUAUGUCCGUCCAGGCAGCCCCUCUCGGUUCGAGCCCCAACCGUCCCUAUGCUGCCACCCAGGACUACAACAGCCAUGCGGCGCAGCGUCUCGCAGGAAGCCACCGUCCAGACCUCCUCUGGCGCCACGCCCGCCCGGAGCAGGCCGAAACAAGCCGGUGCGGCUAAGGCAAAGCCGAAUGUCAGGGAGAAGGUGGUGCCCGCUAGAUAAUACAAAGAGACUCAUAGCUGAGACAUGUUUGUGUAUAAUCAGUCUUCGGACACGAUACGCCUCAAAGGUUCUCACCUGACUCCACAUUAGACUGUGAUGUUACAAUCACCUCCUUCAAUUUAUUUAAUGUACACGGACCUCUUAUUCUUUUUCCAAGGACAGCUUACUGAACUAUCUUCAUGGGCUUCCAAUAAUCUUCACUAACUGUCGGACAGGAGCGUUGCUGCCAUGGUGCUAUGGAUACGUCUUCUGCUCCGUGGUUUAAACCCUGAUUUGACUGGUUUCUGGAGCUGAGAAUCAUGGCCUCCAACAAGUCCAGUUUCAGAAACUCUCACCGUACACAGUACUCCCAGCUUGUCCACGGCUAUACUACUCUUCUAUUGACAGUACCUUGCUUGGUUCACAUUGCAUGGUGAAGUAUAUCACAUAUACAUUCAAUCUGUAGAAGGAAAACAAAAAUCUGUACCUUUUAAAUUAUUUGAUAUAGUUCUUCCCUUCCUAUUGGGAUAACAAGGCAGAAAAAGAGACCAAAUUGGAGUGGUUUGAAUGCCUGAAUAAUGUUAUUAUGAUAAUAGAUUCCUACCUAUAUCCUGUACUCAUUAUGGUCUUGGAUAGAAAGAAGAGUUGGAUGUGAACACAAAAUAAAUCGCUCGGCCGCUCGCCUCCUCCUCCUCAUGGUGUGACAAUGGGCAUGCUUUAAUCAUUCUAUUUUCUGGGUGUUUUUAUUUUUAUUUAUGCUCUGAAUUGUAUAUAAUAGAAUCAUUUCCCAUAAAGACAUCUUUAUUUUUUAUCUUGCCAAGCAAAGUGUAAAUUUCAAGUCUUUAACCUUCUGUUCCAAUGUGUUGGCACUAUGCCCGUUUUUUACGCAUGAGAAAAACAGGGUUAACCAUGAGAGGAUAUUAUACCUGCUUGGAUUCUGCUGACAGUGCAAAGGUUUGCUGGUCGUUGGAGCCCAUGUUGUGUUUGUAUGGGGUUGAUGGGCACUGAGCUGUGAAGUAAAGUCUUGGUCAUGUGGAUG
Molecule: messenger RNA, 4902 nt
Organism: Cottoperca gobio
Lineage: Eukaryota; Metazoa; Chordata; Actinopteri; Perciformes; Bovichtidae
Gene: ttbk1a
Product: tau tubulin kinase 1a
Biological process (GO): protein phosphorylation
Molecular function (GO): protein kinase activity; ATP binding
Source: RefSeq, a predicted model, not a curated record